Messenger RNA from Drosophila obscura, 3587 nucleotides. Its product is annotated as ubiquitin-protein ligase E3B. Gene Ontology annotation, biological process: protein polyubiquitination; ubiquitin-dependent protein catabolic process. The transcript is spliced from 7 exons. Gene Ontology annotation, molecular function: ubiquitin protein ligase activity; protein binding. Bases 232 to 3483 code for a protein of 1083 amino acids. The record is from RefSeq and is a predicted model, not a curated record. Lineage: Eukaryota; Metazoa; Arthropoda; Insecta; Diptera; Drosophilidae.
CUCUAUGAUAAAAAAAUAAAAAAUAAAUAAAUAAAAAUAAAAUAAUAAAUAAAAAUGAAAAAUGCACCUAAACGAUAUGACCAACAGCUUUGCCAUACACAGCAGUUCAUGCACGUUCUAUAUACCGCAAUAAACCACUAGUUACGCGAAAAUCCCAACGAGACUCACACAAACACUACAACAACACCAUUGCCAUUGCGCUGCAGCGUAUAUCGACAAACAGCGAAAAUAAUGUUUGCCCAAACAGAAUCGCAAAAGACGAGCUUCCUGGAGCAGACGAAGGCGGCCAGGGAGGAGCGGGCGCUGGAGAAGCGCCGUGAGUCGGCCGCCAUCCUGCUGCAGUCUACACUCAAAGGAUAUGCGUCGCGCCGGAAAUAUCAGAAGCGUAUCAUCAACGACUUUGAUGCGGUAUUUGUGCCCGGACAGGAUGACAAGGAUACGGAACUGGAGCUGACUGCCGUUAAUGUGUAUCCUGUGCUCCGUCGGUAUCUCACGCAAAUCAAACUGGACAAGAAGGAUAUGAAGGCACGCGAGCGUCUAGAGAUCAUCUGCCGCUAUGUCAACAAGGCCAUGGAGGCGGAGAAUCCAAGGCUCUCCUACGCGGCCCUCUGCCUGCACAAGGAGCGCAGUCUACCCUGGAUCGCGCACAUCAAGCUAUUGCUAACCAACUGCCUGCUGCUGCUGCCGGAGCUCAAGCCUGAGAAUCAUGCCGACAGCCUGUCGCUUGCCCUCUUCCUGCACACCCUGAUUGUGUUUACUGCCCCCAAAUCCUGGGCCAUACUGCGGAAUGCCACAUUUGGAGGCCUCCAGCCUGCCAUGCAGAAGGUCUGCUGCAACAUUCAGGGGCACCUGGUGCAGCACGGUUUCUACAGAUCCAUGCGGCUGGUUCUGCUGCGGGGAACGGCACGCGAGGAAUUGUCCGUGAAAUCCGUGACCCUCGUGGCCAUUAUCACGCUCUGUCUGCGCCCGCUGAUCGACGGAGACUACAGUCGCAACCUGUUGAGCCAGUUUCUAUCGGAGAUUCUCUCUGUGCCGGCUCUGAUAUAUCACUUGAAUCAGAGCGUGCCCCAGUGCAUAGAACAAUUCUCGUCUAUGGGCCUGCUGAAGAAGGCAUUGAGCAUCUCCGAGGACUUCCAAUGGUUCGAGGAGUUCGGUGCCAGUAUGCCGGGAACCAAGUCCCUGGCGUUCUUGGGCAACAUUGUCAACCUGUUCAACAUUGAUGGCCAGGCGGAGGCCAAAGUACUGGCCUAUCCAUUACUGAUUGAAACCACCACAACGCUGCUGGAACUGAUACCCAACACGGUGAGCACCAAAGGAGUGUUCACGCAAUGGCACGAGCUGCUUGGCUGGCACACACCCGGCACGGAGCCCGCCCAGAAUCAGAAUGUGGCACUAAUCAAGAAGCAAUUCCAUAUGCUGUGGGACAGCCGCUGCAUUAAGGUGCUCCUGGGAGAUGUCCUGAAGGAAAUCAAUGUCAACUACGAGCGCAUCGAGUUCCAGUCUCCCCAGCAGCCAUCCACAUCGAAUUUGCUGCGACGCGCCCUAGAGCGCAGCUCCAAUUGCGGUGUCACACUCAUUGGCGGCAGCACAGCCAGCAAGCAGAGCAAGCAGGCCAAACAGCCGUGGCGGAAGCUGGACAAUGCCGAUGUGGUGCAUGUGUCGCGCAUUUGUGGCAUGUACUAUGCGGCCCUCAGCACGCUCUCCCAAAUGAAGUUGGACAUUUUGACGGGAAUCUGCUACAACGACAAUGUGCUCUACGACAUCUGGCUGCUGCUGACGUCGCUGGGCCCAAACUGCGGCAUGAAGGAGUAUUUGGAUCUGCUGAGGAGCGAGACCAGCCUCCAGAAGCCGCAGACAGCCAUGCUGAUGCUAUUCUGCGACUGCAUGACGCACUAUGUUACAAUUCUCGACGAGUAUGAGAUGUACACGGAGCAGAAUCCCUUUCGGCUAAACGAUUAUGUCAUGCUGACAUACUUUCUGAACAAUAUGCUGUACAAGCUGAUCAACGAUAACAUUUUGGGCGCCAAGAACAUUGUUCAGAAUCCGGUAUUUCUCUCGCUGCACACUCUCCUGCUCUGUCUGUAUCGUCGCGACUGCAGGCGAACGUUUACGCCAACUAAUCAUUGGCUCAUACCGGAAGUAAAGCCUUCCACGUUCAUCAACGAUUUGGAGAAGGCCAAGCGGAAUGCCAUGCUGCUGCUGGCCAAGAUGCCGCACAUAAUACCGCACGAUGAUCGCGUCAAGCUGUUCCGCAAAUUCGUGCAAAACGAAAAGGCUGUUAUGGGGCUGACGGAGAGCGCCUGUGCCUCGCCGCGCUCGGCGCUGAUCGUCAUCCAUCGGGAGCGUAUUGUGGAGGAUGGAUACCGACAGCUGGCCGCCCAGCCCACGCAUGCCCUCAAGGGCGUCAUCCGGGUGCGUUUCAUCAAUCAGCAGGGACUGCACGAGGCAGGCAUCGAUCAGGACGGUGUGUUCAAGGAGUUCUUGGAGGAGACAAUCAAGAAGGUGUUCGAUCCAUCGCUGAAUCUGUUCAAAACCACCUCGGAUCAACGACUCUAUCCAUCGCCGAUCUCCUACGUGCAGGACAAUCACCUGCAGCUCUUUGAGUUCGUGGGCCGCAUGCUGGGCAAGGCCGUCUACGAGGGCAUCGUGGUGGAUGUGCCCUUCGCCUCGUUCUUCCUCUCCCAGCUGCUGGGGCAGACGCAGCAGGCCCUCUACUCCUGCAUGGAUGAGCUGCCCUCGCUGGACGCCGAACUCUAUCGCAGUCUCACCUUCAUCAAGCACUACAAGCAGGAUGUGGCCGAUCUGAAUCUGACCUUCUCCGUGGAUCAGGAUGUGAUGGGCAAGAUUGUCACCCACGAACUGCAUCCCGGUGGCAAGGGGCGUGUGGUCAACGAUCACAACAAGCUGGUCUACAUCCACUACAUGGCCUACUUCCACAUGAACACCCAGAUCCGCGAGCAGACCCAGGCCUUCAAUCGAGGCUUUCGCAGCAUUGUCAAUCCCGAGUGGCUGUCGCUCUUCUCGCCCCCGGAGCUGCAGCGUCUCAUCUCGGGCGACACGGCGCCAUUGGAUUUGAGAGAUUUGCGCAAGCAUACGCAGUAUUAUGGCGGAUUUCAUGACUCGCAUCGCGUGGUUGGCUGGCUCUGGGACAUUCUCGGAAAGGAUUUCACAGAGGAAGAGCGCAAGCUGUUCCUGAAGUUUGUGACCAGCUGCUCGAAGCCUCCGCUGCUGGGCUUUGCCCACCUGGAGCCGCCCUUCUCCAUUCGCUGCGUGGAGGUGGGCGACGACGAGGACACUGGCGACACCAUAGGCAGUGUGAUACGCGGCUUCUUCACCAUACGCAAAAAGGAUCCGCUCAACCGGCUGCCCACCUCCUCGACCUGCUUCAAUCUGCUGAAGCUACCGAACUAUCAGAAAAAGUCCACGCUGCGGGACAAACUCCGCUAUGCUGUCAGCAGCAACACGGGCUUCGAGCUGUCGUAAGUUGGCUGUCGCGUCUGUCGGGUGGACUGUCCACAUAUCAGGGACUGCCGUGCGACAAUCAUGCUGAACUCUCUUGCACAUAUUCCUUAACCUUCCGCCCCCCC